Messenger RNA from Enterobius vermicularis (human pinworm), 543 nucleotides. The record is from the annotation of a GenBank genome assembly. NCBI's taxonomy places the organism in Eukaryota, Metazoa, Nematoda, Chromadorea, Rhabditida, Oxyuridae.
AUGCUGUUGGGUGCCUGUAAUUGUUCAAUAACACCGGAACGGAUACGAAAAAAUAACUGUAGUUGCUGUACCGAUUGUAUUAAAUGUUUGGAUAAACAGUAUACCCAGUGUUGUAGUUGUGUUGGUUUAUGUAAUACGGAUAAAGAACCACCACGAAUGAACAGCUAUGUGGAUAACCUCGAUCAGGACGAAGAGGCGUUAAUUGUUUUUGAUAAAGUGGCUCUUGUCAAUAAAGUUGGAACAACAUAUUCAUUUCCAGUUUUUAAAGAAUUUCGAGGAGAUAUGAAACGAAUGAGAGAAACACAAAGGGUACGUAAUGUUCGACCGGAUAUGAGUUGUACAGUCGUUUACCUGGAUAAAUGCUUGUCGCACGAUCAGUGUAGCCGUCAAUGUCUUGUAUCAUACUUGGUGCAACGAUGUUACGAUGGUUUCAUACUGGCUGCUGUGAAUGUAUCGGUCAUACGUGUCUACCCUACGGCUCUAACACUCCAAGAUGCCGAUAUUGCAAAGAUUUUAAUGAAGUUUCACGGCCACAUCAUGAAC